AGUACAACAAGUCCAUAUGCUACACCAUAUAUCAGUCCAACUGCAUUGCUGUCAAGUACCGACAGCUGUGUGUCCACUUGCAGUAAACGACUUACCCUCCGUCUUUCACAUUUAUCAUGCUGAUGAUGUUAGUUUCAUAUUACAAAAUUUUCGUUAUGUAACCCAGUGUCUCUCUAAUAUCUGAUCUUUCAGGCGAGUUUUCAGUUGACGUUAAUUCAUCUUCAUCUGACAGGAAUAGCCGAGAAGACAGUAUAGUUGAAGGUGUUAUGGUAGAUCUUGAUUCUAUGUGGAACGCAAAAUCACCGACUGUGGCGAAAAAGAACACCCAAGAAGCUAAGGCUGAGGAUUCUGAAGACCCAACCCUAUCCUCUGCCGAAGAAAAUGAAUAUUCUUUUCGCGACGAUUUGGAUAGCCAAACAUGGGAACCACCCGAGCCAGAAAACCCACAGGAUGAUAUGGACAAUUGUGUGGCAUGUAACGAUGAUGAUGAGGAUCAGGGCAUUGGGAUUGCGAACUGGGGCGAGCCAACCGCUAUGAGUAGUUCUAAGGAUGAAUUAGGUGGGGGCUAUAGGUUUAGAGAGGAAACACAAAGAGAAUUGGAAAAAGUAUUGAAUGGAAAAUUUAAGGCUCUUGUAGGUCAGCUUCUUAAAUCUGUGGGAGUUUCCUCUUCUGAUGAAGGUGAUAAGAGUUGGGUUGACAUAGUUACAUAUUUAUCUUGGGAAGCUGCGGCAUUUUUGAAGCCCGAUGCUAUCGGAGGUAAUGCGAUGAAUCCUGAUGGGUUUGUUAAAGUGAAAUGCGUUGCAGCUGGUACUCGCAGCCAAAGUCGACUAUUCAAAGGUUUGGUCUUCAAAAAGCACGCCGCUCAUAAGCAUAUGCCAACUAAGUACAAAAAUCCAAGGUUGCUACUGAUAAAGGGCAUGCUUGGCCAUUCUAUGAAUGCACUGUCCUCGUUUAACUCCAUGGACCAGGAGAAAGACUAUCUGAAAUCUAAACUGGAUCUUAUAACAUUAUGUCAUCCAAAUGUUAUAUUAGCGGAGAAAACAGUUUCUCGUGAUAUACAAGAGGCGAUUCUGGUCAAGGGGAUGACACUAGUACUUGAUAUGAAGCUUCAUCGACUGGAAAGAGUUGCACGUUGCACUGGUUCACCAAUUCUUUCAUGCGAUGAUUUGAACGGCCAAAAACUAAGACAGUGUGACUCUAUUUAUUUUGAGAAAUUUGUGGAGGAACAUGAUGGUACUGGUGAAGGAGGAAAGAGGCCCACCAAGACCUUGAUGUUUAUCGAGGGAUGUCCUACACGUCUCGGCUGUACGAUUUUGCUGAAAGGAACACACAGCGAUGAACUGAAGAGGAUCAAAUGUGUCAUGCGGUGUGCAGUUAUCAUGGCAUAUAACUUAAUCCUCGAAACCUCCUUUCUUGUUGAUCAGAAAGCGAUGUUCUCUACUAUUCCUCCAGUUAAUGUGGCAGAUAUCUUGCCAAUCAAUAAAGAAUCCAGCGAUUCAGCUUCUAUUUAUUCAAGUGUUCCGUCUGUUGAGCGUUCUGAUGAAAAUGGAAUAGUUAGUACUGAUAUUCCCAUAUACAAUGGACUUCAUGAUAAAAGUACCAAUGAUUUAACCGUAGAAACUGAAGAGUUUUCACCAUUUUCUUAUGAACCAUAUAAUCCAGCUGUCUUUUCUGGAUUCUCAGCAAUUUCAUCUUCUCUGAAAAAGGUUAUGGGGGACAGUUUCCAGCUGUCUGCUCCUUACCAGUCUCUAUCGACAUACUUUGGCUUCAAUGGAAGGAAACUUAAUGUUCAGGUCAACAAUUCUAUUUCUAUUAUAGACUCUCCAGAGGCAGAUGAAAAUACUAAGAUUGAAGAUAAAAAUAAUUCUGAUGAAGUAAAGUUGCUUAACGAGGGACAAACCCUGUCUUCCCCCGUGUACUUGGAUUCCAAUGGUGAUAUAAGUAAAGUUGAUAAUGAUGGAAAAGAACUCCAAAGUAAAGAUGAUAUCAAUGCAGUGUUGGAUUCUCAGAGUAUUUUGGUCUUGAUGUCUAGCCGUAACGCCUUAAGAGGAACUGUAUGCCAACAAAGUCAUUUUUCCCAUAUUAUGUUCUACAAGAAUUUCGACAUCCCACUUGGAAAGUUUCUGCAGGAUAACCUUCUCAAUCAGACAAGAACUUGUGACACCUGUCAAGAAUUGCGGGAAGCUCACCUUUAUUAUUAUGCUCAUAACAAUAAACAACUUACCAUACAAGUGAAACAAUUGCCGCCAGGAAUUCUUUUGGCUGGGGAGGCUGAACGGAAAAUUUGGAUGUGGAGCCGCUGUGGGAAAUGCAAGUCUUGUUCUACAAAGAGAGUGUUGAUAUCCACCACUGCUCGUAGUCUAUCGUUUGGAAAAUAUUUGGAGCUUAGCCUUUCUCACUACUCAUCUAGCAGAAAAUUGAGUUGUGGUCAUUCUCUUGAUAGAGAUUUUCUCUACUUCUUUGGAUUAGGUCGCAUGGUUGCAGUGUUCAGAUAUUCUUCUGUCAUUACUUAUACCGUCUCUAUGCCUCCUCAAAAGCUAGAGUUCAGUAGUGCAAUAAAACAAGAGUGGCUUUUGGAAGAGGCCGAGAAUAUAUGUUCUCUAUUCGGACAUUGUAUAAUAUAUUUCUUGAUUUGUAAAGACUGAAAUAUAUUAUAUAAUUAUUUUCGUGAUUCUCAUGCAUUAAAAUCACCUUUUCUGAUGUUGUUUAAUAUUACUUGUAUCACUGAGGAAAAACUCAGAGAGGGGCCAGCUUUGAGUAUUAAGAAGAAAAAAAAAUAGAGAGAAAUAGAGUGGUUUAACGCCAUUUCAACUUCACGCACCACCACCAUCUCUCUCUUCCAUAUUUGAAUAUGCAUGCUUUGGCUGAGAUAUUUUGUAUAUUAGAUGAUUUGGACUGUGUUCGGAAA
Messenger RNA from Cicer arietinum (chickpea), 2908 nucleotides. Its product is annotated as putative 1-phosphatidylinositol-3-phosphate 5-kinase FAB1D. Gene Ontology annotation, biological process: phosphatidylinositol phosphate biosynthetic process. The record is from RefSeq and is a predicted model, not a curated record. Lineage: Eukaryota; Viridiplantae; Streptophyta; Magnoliopsida; Fabales; Fabaceae. Gene Ontology annotation, cellular component: endosome membrane. Gene Ontology annotation, molecular function: 1-phosphatidylinositol-3-phosphate 5-kinase activity; ATP binding.